This is a messenger RNA of Acomys russatus (golden spiny mouse), 1340 nucleotides long. It is a transcript of the gene Myadml2, whose product is annotated as myeloid associated differentiation marker like 2. NCBI's taxonomy places the organism in Eukaryota, Metazoa, Chordata, Mammalia, Rodentia, Muridae. Gene Ontology annotation, cellular component: membrane. The transcript has a single exon. The coding region runs from base 55 to 978 and encodes 307 amino acids. The record is from RefSeq and is a predicted model, not a curated record.
GGGGAGACGGAAGGGCAGCUGGGCCCUGUGUGAGGCUGGGAGGCAGAAAGCCCGAUGGGUAGCACCAUGGAGCCCCCGGGGGGUGCGUACCUGCACUUAGGCGCUGUGACGUCCCCGGUGGGUACAGCCCGAGUGCUGCAGCUGGCGUUCGGCUGUACCACGUUCAGUUUGGUUGCUCACCGAGGGGGUUUUGGGGGUGUCCAGGGCACUUUCUGCAUGGCUGCUUGGGGCUUCUGUUUUGCCUUCUCAGUCCUGGUGGUAGCCUGUGAGUUCACGAGGCUCCACAGCUGCCUGCGCCUUUCCUGGGGCAACCUCACAGCAGCCUUCGCCAUGCUGGCGACACUGCUGUGUGCCACGGCCGCCGUCAUCUACCCUCUGUAUUUCACCCGGCUGGAGUGCCCACCUGAGCCUGCCGGAUGUACGGCCAGAAACUUCCGCCUGGCAGCCAGCAUCUUCGCCGGACUCCUCUUCCUGGCCUAUGCUACCGAAGUGGCCCUGACUCGGGCACGGCCAGGUCAGGUGGCCAGCUACAUGGCGACGGUGUCCGGCCUCCUCAAGAUCGUCCAGGCCUUCGUGGCCUGCAUCAUCUUCGGGGCACUUGUCCAUGAGAGUCGCUAUGGGCGCUACAUGGCCACACAGUGGUGUGUGGCUGUCUACAGCCUGUGCUUCAUGGCCACAGUGGCUGUGGUGGCCUUAAGUGUGAUAGGACACACGGAGGGCCUAGGGUGCCCGUUUGACCGCCUGGUGGUAGUGUAUACCUUCUUGGCUGUACUCCUGUACCUCAGUGCUGCAGUCAUCUGGCCGGUCUUCUGUUUUGACCCCAAGUAUGGAGAGCCAGCGCGGCCUUCUGACUGCCUCCGAGGCAGCUGCCCCUGGGACAGCCAGCUGGUGGUAGCCAUCUUCACCUACGUCAACCUGCUGCUCUAUGUGGCCGACCUCGCCUACUCCCAGAGGAUCCGCUUCGUGCCCACCUUGUAGCCCGGCCAGUGAAGGCCCGUCCACCUCCUCGCUUUGGCUGAGAGCACCUACAGCUGACCAAGGUGAACAGAGACACAGAGAAACAAAAGGAAGGUUGGGGGUUUGUGCAGUUCGACUCUUGGACAUCUGAGUGAAGGGGAGACAGAGGAAGGGCAGAGGGGCAGGAGGCCCCACACAGGGGAGAGGGAGGGCAACUGAUGGGCUCUCAUUCUUCCUCUCCCUGCGUCUCAGCUUCCUGGCCAUCCUUGGGCUCGGUGCUAGUUGCUGUACCAAAUGGGCACUUUUUUGGAGCAUAUGCUGGUGUGGUUCAUUUUUCAGAUGGGAGCAGGAAAGCUAAGUGAACUUCAAGAGGCAGGGCAGGA